ACCUGUGACGCAGCCGCCCAGCCCUCUCUCACUCCCCGACUCCCGACUGUAUCAUAUAUGAUAUGAUUUUGAAGUAGCGCUUAUAGCGUGAGAAAAUCGGAUUGAGUGAAAUAUUUACAUGUUACGCUAUAGACUGAAAACUGUUCAAGAAGCCUGCCCACAACAGAGCGGCUGGGCCGGCGCCUGCAAUGGCAGUCGGCCCGCCAGCUCGCACCACCGACAAAGUGCUGGAGGAAAGUCAGCUGACUGGAGAACUGCGGCUCAGCGGUCGCGGCCUCAAGGAGAUGCCUGGCAUGGUGCCUCCAUUUCCCUAUGAGGAUCUCCUGGUGGCAGACCUGUCCAAGAACCGUCUAUCGGAGAUUCCACCGGGCUUGGUGGAGAAUGGUCGGAGCCUGGAGGAGCUGGACGUCCACCACAACUGCAUCCGGGGCAUUCCCGAGCGGAUCCACCAGCUGCGCAACCUCACCAUCCUCAACCUCAGCCGAAACCAGCUUACGUUCCUCCCUCCUGCGUUGUGCGCGUUACCGCGGCUCGAGGUGCUGAUAGUCUCCUACAACAAGCUCGUCUCGCUGCCAGAGGAAAUCGGCCAGCUGACCCAUCUAACCGAGCUGGACUCGCGCUGUAACGAGAUCAAUCAGCUACCGGUGACGCUGAAGCGGUUGGAGUCACUCGUCUCGCUCAGCUUGCGCCGUAACUCACUGCAGCGGCUCCCUGACGAUAUCCACUGUCUGCUGGGUCUCCGGGUACUGGACGUGGCAGAAAACCAGAUCAAAGCGCUACCUCUGCAGCUGCGGCUCAUGUCCAGCCUGGAGAAGCUCAUUGUCACCUGUAACCCGCUAGAGUUUCCGCCGGCAACGGUGUGUGCUCGGGGACGGCUGCACAUCUACAAGUUCCUGGAGAUCAAGGCGGUGCGGGGUGAGCAGGAGGAGCGGCACAGACGCGGAGCCUCUGACGAGCUCGAGCUCCGAUCGGCGCGGCCGCCGCCCGUCGGAGGAAAUGACGUGCGGACUCCUCAGCCGCGCGCCCCCGCUCCGCCUCCGGUUCCGGUGCCAACCCCGGCGCCUGUGCCAGUGACACCGGCCGGUCCUGAGAGCAGGACGUCAAUAGUCAGCCAGAGGGGCUCGCACGCACCGCCCAAACAUGAGGCGGCGGCAUACUCAGGGUACGAGCCGGACCGGUCGAGCCAGGUCGUGAUGCGUCGGUUCGAGCCAGCCCGCUCCGCCUCCGGGCUAAAUCACACACCGUCCUCACGGCACUACGGGCUGGGCACCAAGCCGUCAGGAGUGCCAUCUAGCGGCACGUCCAGCGGCUAUAGUUCGUCAUCCAGCCAGCAGGGAGCUGCUGGUGGCUAUACUUCGCCUCCCAGCCAGCAGGGCGCUACUGGUGGCUAUACUUCGCCUCCCAGUCACCAGGGAGCUACUGGCGGGUAUAGUUCCCCACCCGGUCACCAGGGUGCGUCUGGAGGCUAUAGUUCACCGCCUAGUCACCAGAGUGCAUCUAGUGGCUACAGCUCAUCAUCCGGCCACCAGGCGGGGCUCAGCGCGCGGGAAAAGGAAGCCAUCGAGAGGCUACGUCAGAACAUCGAGGGCCGUCUGCACGUGUCGCUACCGGACGACCUGCGCUCGGCGCUCGGUGACGGUGUGGUGCUCUGCCACCUGGCCAACCACGUGCGACCACGUGCCGUCUCGUCCAUACACGUGCCGUCACCAGCCGUGCCCAAGCUGAACGAAGCCAAGUGUCGUCGGAAUCUGCAGAAUUUCCUCGAGGCCUGCCGAAGGAUCGGUGUGGAGGAGGAGCCGCUGCGCUCAGCCCACCUGGUGGCGCGCGACCUGCUGCCGGCCCCGCUCCGCCCCGUCACGCCGCCCCCGCCCCCGCCCCUGCCCGCGCCCGCGCCCCGGUCAGCGCCUGCGGCGGCUGACGCCGCCUGGCUGACCCCCGUGCUGCUGAGCACGCUGGUCGGCUCGUGGCUGGUGCUGUACCUGCUGCCCGAGCCGCAGUGACAGCCGGCCACCGCCUCCCUCCCAGUGCCGCCGGCGGCCCCGAGCAUCUCUGCGCGCCUACGGACGUCAACCAGCUGCACACGCUGCCGCGAAUCAGCAUCACUGUCGAUCGGUUACUGAGGUUCGCUGCCCAGCCGCCGCAGCAGCUGCAGAGCAACGUGUGACCGAUUCAGCACCUUUAGUAGUAAAGUUAUCCUGCUCAGCUUUGAAGACAGGCGUGUGAGGGACUCGGCUCUGCGGAGGGAUGUCUGAGGGCUCCCAGCGCGGCAGAGGAACGCGAGAGGACUGCCAACAAUCAGAGCAACGUCUGAGGAAUCAGCUGCGCAGGCAGUAUCUGGGAACUCACCACUGCCGCUACGGCUUCAGAGCGUCGUCUUAGGUCUCGCCACAGCCACCGAACAACGUUUGGGGAUUCAGCUAUAUAGAGCAUAAUGUCUGAGGAAUUGUCACAGCCAGCCCACGGCUUCUGAGCAACGUCUGGGGAUUGUCAGCACUGCAAAGCAACCCCUGGAGACUCAGCAUUACAAAGCAACGUCUGAGGAUGGUUAACACUGGUGAGCAAGGCGGCUGAUGUGAGGUGUCCAAAUCGGCUUUGCAAAGCAACGUUUCAGAGGAUCGUCUGAAAGCUUUCCGAAAACUUUGGGCAGAGCAAUGUCCCGAUGACCCGCGGGCACUGCAUAGCACCGUUUGAGGACGAAAAGCACCCUUUAAGCAACGCUACGGAGAAAGGUCUGAUGACCAUCGCACCGCAAGACAACAUCGGAAGAGGCUCGUUACUGCAGGGUAGUCUGGGAACUCAGCGCUGGUUUGAGGACUGGCAUCACUGCCGCCUCAUUUGGGAGAUUUGAGGAUUGUGUCACUCCUCAGCUGUGGAGAUUAUGGAGUCGCCCACUGCUACCGGUACACUCAAGAACAUUUGAGAACUGACAGAGGCGCCGUUGUAAUAUCAAGCUGUCGAGCUGCGCUUCACUUCAUUGUUCCGACCUUCGUCACUCGGCUUUUCACCAUCUGAUGGCGGGAAUGGGUUUUAUUUACCGACCGAACAUUGCGAAAUUACCAAUUCCACCAGAGUUCUAUUGUUCACUUUUGUGAUAGUAUAUUUGUGUGAUUUAUUGUGUUCAUUAUGCUGGAGUAGGUUGUGUGCGAACGCCUGCUGUUGCAGUGGGCUGUUGUGCCAACAAACCUUGUGCAACCUUGCCAAUGUCGACGUCUUAGAGUAAGUUCGUGACAUUUUGGGCACCAUUCCUUACUCGUUUUCAAUUAUCAUUUUGUUGCUCAUUGCUCUUCACAUAUGCUUUUAAAGCUAGCAAUUUUCAGUACUCAGUCGUGUGGCUUGUUACAGACAUAGCCUACGAAUUAUUGUGCAAAUGAUGGCGCGUUAGCAUCCCACUAUCGUAGAUGCGCGGUCUGUCCGAUUUUUCUCUCAGCGGGCGGAUAUGUGCUCAUACUCUCAUGCCUUGCUCUCCAAGCGGCGUGUCGCUGACUUUCCGUGUUUGUCACCUAGUCACUGGCGGUCACCCCUGUCCCAGCGGCCUGCCGAGGACAAACUCCAGACACGGCCGGGGCAGUUGGAGCGGGUAUUACAUCGUGGGGGUUUCGCCGUCUUCACCGUGUCAGAAAGGUGGUGGGUGGCGGGCGGGUAGGCUUCCGUGUGGAGAUGGCAUUAGUACGAUGUACUUAGUUCGAAAACGAUAUAUUAUGGAUGAGAGUUGUAUUGUGCUAUGAAGGAAGAAAGGCGUAAGCGCGUAAAUGCUGAUAUAUGAACAUAGUAUGUACUGUGAUGGCCGAUAUCUUGCUUUGCGACAUACCUACUGGUGAGCGAAAGGUUGAAAGGUUGGUGCGACGGCUUGCUAUGUCACAUUAGCAGAGUAUUUAUUGUAAACGUACUUAGACCACCGCACCGCGGAGCAUCUCAGCCCGUCACAUAUGCUUGAUUCAUGUGUCGAAUCAAAACACCACUGGAUUAAUGUGUUUGUCUUAAGUCACGUGACCAGGGUCUAUGUCUACCAGUGGUGGAGCCAGGAUUCUAUUUUGCUUGUGGCCACACCUCGCGAUCUUCCGUUGGCCGACGUUUCGUCCUCCUGUGACGAACUAUGGCUCCUGUCGCUGUGAUACCGUGAUGUGAGCGUGGUUAUACGACCGCAGGUGAAUACGAACUGCAACCGUGUCCCAUGUCGCUGUCACCUACCGUCGUCUGCCUCGCUUGGCCGUUCAUUGUUUGUAUUGCAAGUUCGUAUUGUACAAUAUGAAACUGGAGCUUCGA
Molecule: messenger RNA, 4263 nt
Organism: Amphibalanus amphitrite
Lineage: Eukaryota; Metazoa; Arthropoda; Thecostraca; Balanomorpha; Balanidae
Product: DISP complex protein LRCH3-like
Exons: 12
Coding region: 189-2000 (603 amino acids)
Molecular function (GO): protein binding
Source: RefSeq, a predicted model, not a curated record